Molecule: messenger RNA, 807 nt
Organism: Bipolaris oryzae ATCC 44560
Lineage: Eukaryota; Fungi; Ascomycota; Dothideomycetes; Pleosporales; Pleosporaceae
Exons: 1
Coding region: 1-807 (268 amino acids)
Molecular function (GO): oxidoreductase activity
Source: RefSeq, a predicted model, not a curated record
AUGGUCGUCACAGUACCCACUGCCUCUCUCGAGGGCCAGGUCGCCCUCAUCACCGGCGCCGGCCGUGGUAUCGGACGAGGCUGCGCCAUCGAACUCGGCAAGCGCGGUGCCUCAGUUGUCGUAAACUACGUAUCAUCAGAAGGCCCCGCCAACGAAGUAUGUGAGAUCAUCCGAGGCUUUAACAACGGUGCCAAAGCCGUCGCCAUCAAAGCCGACGUAAGCAAAGUAUCCGAGAUCCACCGACUAUUCGAGGAAGCAAAGCAGGCGUUUGGCAAGAUCAACAUUGUCAUGAGCAACUCCGGCACCGAGAGCUGGGACAAGACCGAGGAGAUUAGCGAGGAGAAGUACGAUCACGUUUUCAACUUGAACACGCGAGCGCAAUUCUUCGUUGGUCAGACCGCGUACAAGUACAUUGAGGAUAACGGCCGUAUCAUCCUCAUGAGCUCUAUUGCUGCUGGUCUUCUUGGUGUCAAGGACCACGCUCUGUACAACGCUUCCAAGAUGGCAGUCAUUGGCUUCAUCAAGGCUUUCGCGACCGACUUUGGAAAGCGUGGUGUUACCGUUAACGGUGUUGCGCCUGGUGGCAUCAAGUCAGACAUGUUCACCCAAAAUGCAUGGCACUACAUCCCAGGUGGCACACCUGAGUGGCCAGCGGAGAAGAUUGAGAGCCUCAUGGCUAGCCACUGCCCGCUAGGCCGGUGUGCGGUUCCCGAGGAUGUUGCGAGGGUUGUUGCUUUCCUUGCUUCCGAGGACGGCGGUUGGGUUAACGGACAGGUACUUACUAUCUCUGGAGGAUCAUCUCAGUAA